Messenger RNA from Rhagoletis pomonella (apple maggot), 794 nucleotides. RefSeq lists its product as uncharacterized. The record is from RefSeq and is a predicted model, not a curated record. Bases 165 to 665 code for a protein of 166 amino acids. NCBI's taxonomy places the organism in Eukaryota, Metazoa, Arthropoda, Insecta, Diptera, Tephritidae. The transcript is spliced from 3 exons.
CUGUCAUGGAAUCCAAGUCGGUUUUGCUUUUUGUCGGAAUUACAAACCAAUAUUGGUUUCAUUUGGUGUCAUGAAACCGGAUUGGUUUUGCUCUUUUCGAACAUAGACAAAACCGAUGUUCGAAUCAGCUGUUUUGCUCAUUUGUGUGCAUGGCGGCAAUUUGAAUGUACAUUUUUUUGAAAAUGACAUCCGCAGUUAUCGCAUUUCUGUUCUUGGAAGAAGAAAGUUCGGAGAAGGUUAAAAGAAAAAUUUUGAGAGAUUGCGGCGAUCCACUUGAGCUGCCCGAGACAGCUUUCAUAGCAUAUUAUCGCCUAAACAAAGAGGUACUUGACACCAUUGAAGGGCACUUGACACGUUCGAAAGUUCCACCAGUGCUGCAGUUAGCAGCUUCGUUGCGAUUUUUAGCAGAAGGAUCCUGUCAAAGAUCAGUCGGGAACGAUUCUAGCAUAAGUGUAGCUAGAAGCGCGGUGUCAACGAUUUUAGAUGAUGUGCUUAAGGUUAUGGAGCGGUUCAUUUGCCCUCAGUGGGUGAAACUAGAAAUGGACUGCAUCGAAAAGCGCAUAUCAAGAGACUAUUUUUACUUAAAGUACAAAAUUCCCUCAAUAACACACAUAAAAAUCAUUAAGCCCAGUAUUGACGAACAUUUAUUUUAUAAUCGAAAAUAAUUCAGUAUGAAUGCCCUGAUUAUGUGUGAUGGUGACAUAAAAAUUCGAGCCGUCGAUGCACUCUAUCCCGGCUCUAGCCAUGACUCAUUCGUAUGGAACGUUAGUAGCGCCAGACAUUUUUGGAAAGCA